AUGCUGGGGAGAGAGAUUGACGUGUGGGAUUUUGAUGAAGGAGCCACGAAGAUAAGAAGAUUUCUACGUCCGAGAAAGGUGCUUCUCGUUCUUGAUGAUGUCAAUCAUUCAGACCAGUUGGACUAUUUGGCUGGAAAGGAAGAUUGGUAUGGUUUUGGAAGUGUAGUUAUCAUUACAACUAGAGAUGCUCACCCGUUAGUUAAACAUGGAGUGGUGAGAAGAUCUGAGGUCCAGGUUCUAAAUACAGAUGAAGCUCUUCAGCUUUUUUUCCAGCACGCCUUCAGAAAAGGUUACCCUGAGCAAAGCUACCGUGAUUUGUCUAAUCAAGUUGUGAAGUAUGCCAAAGGUCUCCCUCUAGCUCUUAAAGUCUUGGGUUCUUUUUUGCAUGGGAGAGAUAUACCUGCGUGGGAGAGUGCGUUGGCAAAAUUGAGAAAAGUUGGUGAUGCUGAAAUUUUUGAGGCACUUAAAAUAAGUUAUGACGGUCUAGAUGACCAUGAGAAGAAUAUCUUCCUAGACAUUGCAUGUUUUCACAUUGGGUACAACAAACAUAAAGUAAUGCAGUUACUGGACACAUGUGUCUUUGCUGCAACUAUUGGAAUUGAUGUACUUGCGAAGAGAUCUCUCUUAACUAUUUCAGAUGCUGGCAUUUUAGAAAUGCAUGAUUUGCUCAGAGAAAUGGGCCUUGAAAUUGUUCGCCGAGAAUCUCCUGAUGAGCCAGGCAAGCGAAGUAGGUUGUGCCUUGAAGAUGACGUCAUUCGCGUCCUGGAAAAAAAUCGACAGUUAAAAAGUUUGAAACACAUCCACCUCCGUCACUCUUUAAAUCUUUGCACGACCCCCGACUUCAGUGGUUGUCCAAAUCUCGAACUAUUGGAUUUUGAAGGUUGUAUACAGCUGUAUGAGGUUGAUUCAUCCGUUGGAUUUCUUAGAAGACUUACUUGGAUGUACUUGAAAGGUUGCAAAAACCUUAGGCUUCUUCCAAGCAGUGUAUCUGGCUUAAAAUCACUGAAAUUUCUUGAUCUUAGAGAUUGCUCGAAGCUUGAGAAGUUACCGGAAGACUUCGGUCAUUUAGAGGUUCUGGAAGUGCUUUAUGUGAAUGGAACUGCCCUGAGAGAACUGCCUUCAUGCAUGGGUCUUAAGAAUCUCAAAAAAUUGGACUUUUAUGGAUGUACAAGACUACCGAUAUCUAAGUUGCUGCCUUCCUUUGCUGGUUUACAUUCUUUAACACUAUUGGAUUUGUCGCACUGCAAUCUUUUGGAACGAGCCAUCCCCGAUGAUAUGGGCUAUUCGUUUAGUAAGGAGUUUGUGGGAUUUGCGCUCUGUGCUGUUUUUGCAGUACAUGGAAACCGCCAGUUCCCACCAGUUUUGAAGUAUCGGUAUCAAAUUAUUUGCAUUGUGAAAGUAGAUGGACAAGAGAACUCUAAGUCUUUAGACUUUAAGUUCAGCCAUACGCUAGGACGAGUUGUGCCAGAUCACCUUUGGUUUUCUUACAACAAUGAUCUGUCUUCGUAUUUUCGUCGUGCAGAUACAACAGAGUUGAAACAAAUUGAAUUUUCAUUUCGUGUCAAGGGCCAAGGCUUGGUUAUCAAGAAAUGUGGGGUCCGUUUAGUAUAUGAACAAGAUGUGGCAGAGGUAAACCAAAGCAACGCUGCCCUUUCUAAUGAGGCUUUGGAAAUUCCUCUUUCUGAUUCGGAGAAAGCAGCAGUUGUAUCUCAUGCCAUUCCCAAGCGAGGCCUUCCUCCUCACUCUCAAGGAGACGGACCUAGUGGAGGUGGUUUUUCUUUUUAUAAAGAACCUCAGCCAGAUCGUCUGGAAAGAUUAAAGUCUGCGUGUGCUAGGGUCAAGAAGCCCCUCCCCCCUUCAUACCUAUGUGAUCUAAUUAAGUCUCAUCCCAAUAGACGCGUUCUUCCUCGUAAGUAUUGUGUAAACUGA
Molecule: messenger RNA, 1929 nt
Organism: Fragaria vesca subsp. vesca
Lineage: Eukaryota; Viridiplantae; Streptophyta; Magnoliopsida; Rosales; Rosaceae
Product: TMV resistance protein N-like
Exons: 3
Coding region: 1-1929 (642 amino acids)
Biological process (GO): defense response
Molecular function (GO): ADP binding
Source: RefSeq, a predicted model, not a curated record